AUGGCCGGAUCCGACGUCGAGACCAAAAGGGAGCGACGCUCCCCCUCACAAUCCUCGGAUCGGAGCCGCGAUCGACGACGAGACCACCGCGAGGACCGCCGCUCACGCCGCCGUGAUGACGACCGGCGAAGCUCACGCCGGGAUAGCCCAAGACGUCGCUCUUCUCGCAGCCCAUAUGAAAGAGACAGUGGACGAAGAGAUCGAGAUCGAGAUCGACGACCUCGAGAGCGCCGGGAGCGAUCUUCAAGCUCUGCGGACGAGGAUCGCCGAAGGCGCAGACAUCGCAGCCACCGACACCGUGACGACCGCGACCGUGAUCGGGACGGUGACCGGUCAUCCAGAAGACAUGGGAGCCCACGACGACGAUCUCAUUCACCUAAACGAUCACCGAGCCCCAAGGCAUUGCAGCGACGCGGUCCACUCCCUUCACAAAACGACGCCUUCUCGAAUGAGGUGACGCAGACAUCUGAUGCGCCUCUCCCAGAAAAAGAAAAGGCCAACUUUAAAAACACAGGCCGACUUGCCGCUGAAAGCAAUACUAUUCAUACCGAUGACGGGCAAGGAAUUGUGCUCAAAUAUCAUGAGCCCCCGGAGGCGCGCAAACCACCAGCGAAAGAAGCCUGGCGUAUGUAUGUCUUCAAAGGAGAAGAAUUGCUCGAAAUGGUUGAGUUGAGUGAACGCAGCUGCUGGCUGGUCGGUCGUGAACGCUUGGUCGUAGAUUUCCCGCUUGAUCACCCCAGCUGCUCCAAGCAGCAUGCCGCUAUCCAGUUCCGCUACGUGGAGAAGCGCAACGAAUACGGCGACCGGAUCGGCAAGGUCAAGCCAUAUCUGAUUGACCUGGAAAGUGCCAAUGGCUCCACUGUCAAUGGUGAAGCUGCUCCGGCAGGUCGUUAUAUGGAGGUAAUGGACAAGGACGUGAUCCGUUUUGGAUUGAGUACUCGCGAGUACGUCCUCAUGCUGCCGCCAGCCUGA
Penicillium maclennaniae is the source of this 972-nucleotide messenger RNA. RefSeq names its product putative FHA domain protein SNIP1. The record is from RefSeq and is a predicted model, not a curated record. Gene Ontology annotation, biological process: mRNA splicing, via spliceosome; maintenance of RNA location. Gene Ontology annotation, cellular component: nucleus. Gene Ontology annotation, molecular function: mRNA binding; protein binding. The coding region runs from base 1 to 972 and encodes 323 amino acids. Lineage: Eukaryota; Fungi; Ascomycota; Eurotiomycetes; Eurotiales; Aspergillaceae. The transcript has a single exon.